This is a messenger RNA of Rhizopus microsporus ATCC 52813, 1395 nucleotides long. Its product is annotated as Sodium/hydrogen exchanger. Gene Ontology annotation, cellular component: plasma membrane. The coding region runs from base 1 to 1395 and encodes 464 amino acids. The transcript has 9 exons. Gene Ontology annotation, biological process: sodium ion export across plasma membrane; regulation of membrane potential; proton export across plasma membrane. Lineage: Eukaryota; Fungi; Mucoromycota; Mucoromycetes; Mucorales; Rhizopodaceae. Gene Ontology annotation, molecular function: sodium:proton antiporter activity. The record is from RefSeq and is a predicted model, not a curated record.
AUGGAUAUUGACACAAACAUUUCUGUCACUGCUGCAGCACUUGGAGGAUUCAUUUUACUUUAUGGCGUAUGUUCACUUGUCAUCAAGGAAAAACUAUACAUAUCUGAAGCAUGUGAGAUCACAGAUUAUACAAUCUUGUCUUUGACCCCUAAACUUUACAUAGUCGUUGCUGUUCUUUAUGGUAUCAUCUGUGGUCCGGUUGGGAACAAUUGGAUUAAUAUGGAUCAAUGGGCAUCUAAACAAGACUUUUUACGACAGUUUACAAGAAUAGUUAUUGCCAUCCAAGUCAUGGCAGCAGGAGUCUCACUACCAAAAGCCUAUUUACGUAAAGAGGCCAAAUCAUUAUUUAUGUUGCUUGUUCCCGUCAUGAUAUUCAUGUGGCUCGUCAGUGGACUCUGUGUACAAUACUUUUUCCCUUCUCUUAGUUUUCUAGAAUCGCUCUUGAUCGCCUCCUGUUUCGCACCCACAGAUCCUGUGCUUGCAAAUUCUAUCGUUCAAGGGCAUUUUGCAGAAACGCACGUUCCACGCAACAUUCGUAAUCUGAUUGUUGCUGAGAGCGGGGCGAACGAUGGUCUAGGGUACCCUUUUCUUUUCUUGGCGAUCUACCUUUUACAGAUACCAAGCAAACCUGAAGCUAUUUAUAAAUGGGCCGGGAGUAUCAUGGGUUAUGACAUUGGGCUUUCCAUCGUCGUUGGAUUUGUCACGGGAUACAUGGCUAGAAAGCUACUGCGUCUGUCCGAAGAGAGGGAAUGGAUCGACAAGGAGUCAUUUUUGGUCUAUACUAUUGCGCUUACUCUAUUUUUGAUGGGAAGUGUUGGAUUAAUCGGAAGCGAUGAUCUCUUGGCAUGCUUCAUUGCUGGAAAUGCCUUCACUUGGGAUGAGUGGUUUAAAGAAGAGACAGAUGAUGCACGCAUAACGGAGGUUGUAGAUAUGAUGUCGAACCUGAGUAUAUUUGUAUUCAUUGGCAUAACGAUGCCUUGGAAGCUAUUUGUCAAAGUAGGUAUUACGAAAUUGCUUGGUCUUGCCAUCGGUGUGUUAUUGUUUAGAAGGCUACCUAUUGUUGUUGGAUUAUACCAUUAUAUACCCGGCAUAUCGAACUGGAGACAGGCAAUCUUUAUGGGCUGGUUUGGGCCGAUCGGAGUAGGAGCGUUAUUCUACUAUACAAUGGCAAUUGAAGAAAAUAUUAACGAUAACGUACGUACGCUGAUGGAGCCGAUCAUAUACUUUAUGAUAUUAUCAUCUGUUGUCAUUCAUGGUGUCACAAUCCCAUUGUUUUAUCUUGGAACUAUAGCAUCAAAGACUAUAACAAGCACUCUAUCGCACACAAUCAGUCAGAACAAUGGCAAGACUUUAAACGAUGUAAAUAAUAACACUACCAAUAGCAGUAUUAAAUAA